AUGGCCACGCACGGGACUCACAACCACGCCGUCGUCCCUCCAACGGACUUGGAGAAGGAUGUGCACACGUCUGGUGCCGACCACUACAAUGGCGCCAAUGGUGCUCAAGUACCCCAAGACGCACACGCACGACACAACGGGCCUUUCACCCGCGUUGCCGACUACCGGAACAUGACUGAAGGGCAAGCGCAGGCAUUCGGUGGUUCCCUCCAGCCCGGUCUGUGGAAGCCAUACGAGCACAGGAAGUUCGCCAACCCGGCGCCGCUCGGCCUCUCGGCCUUCGCCCUCACGACUUUCGUCCUUUCCUGCGUUAACCUGCAGGCCCGCGGCGUCAAGGCCCCCAACAUCGCCGUUCCCCUCGCCUUUGGCUACGGCGGUCUCGUUCAGCUCCUCGCGGGCAUGUGGGAGAUGGCUGUUGGCAACACCUUUGGUGCCACUGCUCUGUCGUCCUACGGCGGUUUCUGGAUCGCCUACGGCAUCCUCUUGACUCCCGCCUGGGGCAUCAUCGCUACGGACGGCCCGUACGCGGCCAACUACUCGGACCACUACUCGGCUGUCGGCUUCUUCCUCACUGGCUGGUUCAUCUUCACGUCGCUGUUGCUCCUCUGCACCCUCCGCUCGACGGUUGUUUUCUUCUCCCUCUUCUUCACCCUCGACCUCGCCUUCCUCUUCCUCGCCUGCGAGAACUAUGCCGCCAACAACGGCGCCUUGACGGCCUCGCGCAACCUCCAGAUCUGCGGCGGAACGUUUGGCAUGCUCGCCGCAUUCCUAGCAUGGUACUGCGCUUUGGCGGGUCUCCAAGAUGACAGCAAUUCCUUCUUCCAGGUCCCCGUUUUCCACCUUCCGUGGUCCGACCAGGGCAAGGAGCUUCGCAAGGCCAAGAGCAACCGCUCCGUCGCUUAA
Colletotrichum spaethianum is the source of this 903-nucleotide messenger RNA. Its product is annotated as acetate permease A. The coding region runs from base 1 to 903 and encodes 300 amino acids. Gene Ontology annotation, molecular function: acetate transmembrane transporter activity. Lineage: Eukaryota; Fungi; Ascomycota; Sordariomycetes; Glomerellales; Glomerellaceae. The transcript has 3 exons. The record is from RefSeq and is a predicted model, not a curated record. Gene Ontology annotation, cellular component: plasma membrane.